GGAAAUUUAGUUUGCGGUAACACUACAUCAACCACACGUGCAGUUUUAUUGUUUAAAACGGUGUAAGUGAUUUAAUAAUGAAUAACAAUCUAUUUGAUGGUUCUGACGAGGAUGCAGAUGAUCUGCAGAUAUCGACAAAUCAGGACUAUGCCAAGACAUACAACAGCUUGCGCAAAAAAGAGUUGCUGCAGAAAUAUAAAGAUCGUGGCCUAGAUGUCUCCGAAUCGGAGUUGGAUAGUGACAGUGAGUCUUCUGAAGAGGAAGAAGUCGAUGUUAAGUUUGAUCAAGAGUUCUUUAAGACGCUUGCAUCGUUGAAGAGCAAAGAUCCCAAAAUCUAUGAUAAAGAAACACGUUUCUUUAAUGACGACGAAAGUGAAGCCGAUGAUGAUGAAGAGGAAGGAGCAGCUAAAAAAAAGUCAAGCAAGGCCAAGCCGGUAACACUAAAGGACUAUGAGCGCAAGGUAAUUCUCGAGCACAACGGCAAGUUUGAGAGUUCCGAUGAUGAGCCAGAAGAACGCGCCCAGUCUCCGACCGCUGUGGAGGAAGAACGUCGUCUGAAGGCCGAGUUUAGAAACGUAAUGAACCAAGAAGACGAUGGCGAAGACGAGGAAUUCGGUGGCAUCUUCAAGAAGCGCACAAAAACUAAAGCACAAACCGAUGCCGAAGAAGCAGACUUUGCAAAAUGGCUGGCGGGAAAGCAGGCGGAUGCCGAAAUCGAGGCGAGUGCCAAGCAACAGUUGGCGCCGCUCAAGCAGUACUGGAAUAGCAGCAAGUUAACGCAAGGUGAGAGCUUUCUGCGUGAUUAUAUCUUGAACAAAGGAUACGCAAACACAGAUGCCUCAGAGAUUCCCACGUACGAUGAGAUUGUGGGUGAUACGGCGCCUCUGUCCGAUGACGAGCAGGAGCUAGAGAAGCAAGCAGAGUUUGAACAGAAGUACAACUUCCGUUUCGAGGAGCCAGACGCGGAGUUUCUGAAGCGUUAUCCCCGUACCAUUGAGCAAUCGAUUCGUCGCACCGACGACAAGCGUAAGGAGAAGCGCAAAGAGCUCAAGGAGCGCAAGCAGCAGGAGAAGGAGCAGAAGAUGAAGGAGCUGGAUCUCAUCAAGGACAUGCGACGUAAGGAGAUUGAAGAGAAAAUACGUAAAUUGAAAGCAGUGACGGGCAACGAUGAACUCGGUUUUAAGGACGAUGAACUCGAGGAGGAUUUCGAUCCUGAGGCGCACGAUCGACGCAUGCAGGAGCUGUUUAACGAUGACUACUACAACGUGGACGAGGGCGAAGAGAAGCCCGAGUGCCCCUCGGACAUUGAAGAACUCGCACUUGAGGACUGGGACAACUAUGAUCCCGGGCAGCAUCAUGAUUACGAUGAAGAUGGCGCACAUUGCGAGGACGAUGACUUUAACAUGGACUGUGAUUACGAUCCGGCAGCAGCGAAACAGCAGAUGCAACAGGAGCUUAUCGAGAGCUCGCGUGGUCGCAAAGGUCGCAAGGGCAGACGCAAUAAAUUCAUGGAAAUGAUUCAGGCUGAGAAGCCAGUGUUUAAUCCCGAGGAUGAGCAGACAUAUGGCGACUACAUUGAUGAAUACUAUCAGCUGGACUACGAGGACAUUGUGGGCGAUCAACCAUGUCGCUUCAAAUACGUGGAGACGACACCCAACGAUUUUGGCCUAACCAUCGAGGAGAUACUGCUAGCUAAGAACAAGGAAUUGAACCAAUGGGCUAGUUUAAAGAAGGCAGUGCAGAAUCGUCCGGAUUACGUGGAGAAAAAAGAGCAACGUCUGUACAAAAUGAAGGCCAAGAACGAGGAUCUCAAGCGCAAGAUCUUUAAGAGUUUGUACGGCGAUGGCUCUGAUGAUGAGGAAAAAUCAGAGGAACAAUCUACAACGCAACUGGUUACAAAUGAGCAGCCAGCUGCUCCAGUGGUGGAACAAACUCCCGCAGAGCCGCUGUCUAAAUCCAAAAGGAAGCGUCUCAAGCGCAAGGCAGCUGCAGCAGCUGGAGCAAGUGCGACAGUCACAAGUAUAGCAACCACGACAAGCGCAACGGACACAACAAGCGAAGCAACCACUUCAAUCGAAGCAGCCACUUCCAACAAACCUGAUGUAUCAACUGAAGCAGCUGCGACAACGAAUGGAAAUAAGGAACAGAAGAAACCUGCACAAAAGUCGCCUAGGCCAGCAAAGAAACAGAAUGAACUAAAGAAAAAUACGCCAGCCAAGCCGGCAAAACAACAGAGUUCGCCAUCGAAAGCUGCACCGCCGCCAGCCAAGAAGCAAAAGCUCGAAGUAACGGAGCAAACUGGACCAAAGGAUUCGGGCAAAACGAACGCCAAUAAUCCGUUUGCCAAACAGAAAUAUCCACAAAGCAUCGAACCCUUAAAGGCAAAAGGUGGCCAAAGAAAUGGAAGAAAACGAAAUGCAACAGCUCGCCAACCAUUUAAUAAUCAAAGUAGGCAGAAGCCAGCUGGAGUGGGAGCUAAAGGAGGCGCAAGUACUGGAGCAAAUCCCUUCAAGAAAACAGGCUUUAAGGCAAAUGGACCACGUGAAGGCGGCGACUUUAAAGCGCGACCCAAACGCGAUUUUAAAGGCAAAGCCAAGUCGAAUAAUGCCAAUCCUAAUGGCAUUACGGACGAUCGCCUCAAGGCUUACGGCAUUAAUCCACGUAAAUUCCACAAUCGCCAAAAGUAUGGCAAGAAGGAGCAGUAA
Messenger RNA from Drosophila albomicans, 2705 nucleotides. RefSeq names its product protein KRI1 homolog. Gene Ontology annotation, cellular component: 90S preribosome; nucleolus. The transcript has 4 exons. Bases 78 to 2705 code for a protein of 875 amino acids. Lineage: Eukaryota; Metazoa; Arthropoda; Insecta; Diptera; Drosophilidae. Gene Ontology annotation, biological process: endonucleolytic cleavage in ITS1 to separate SSU-rRNA from 5.8S rRNA and LSU-rRNA from tricistronic rRNA transcript (SSU-rRNA, 5.8S rRNA, LSU-rRNA). The record is from RefSeq and is a predicted model, not a curated record.